AAUUAUAUAAUAUUAUAAAGAUUUGAAGAAGACUUGCUAAAUCCCCGCCCAUGUAAAUAGUAAUAAUAUAAUAAUAUCCUGGAAAAUCAUAUUCAGUUAACUCAAAUAAAAAUAAUAAUUAUUUAUUCAGAAGAAGAAUUCCUGGUAAAUGGCAGGUCAAAAAUUCCAUCCCUCAUUCAGUCUCUCUCUCUCUCUCUCUUUGUAGUCUCCUUCUCCAGUCCUCCAUGCUUCCCACGCGUCGACUAUGUCGGUCCCACCCCCACCCCCCACCCCCCACCCUAAACGGAAUCAGCUUCACCAAAACGCUUUUUCUUACUUGGCAUUUCCCGCAUCUUCAAUUCAAUUCCAAUCGAUCUUUACUCUUAUAUCUAUAUAUACAUGUGUGUGUAUAUAUGUGUAUGUGUAUGUGUUUACAUUCACAAAAAAAGUAGCCCUCGUUUCUCCCUAACCCCCAUUUAUUGCUUCAUCUCUUACUGCAAAAUUGACCCCCUUUACCCCCUCUCUCUCCCUUCAAUUGUCCGUGUGGCUGCAUAAACGAGUGAAUUGUGUGUGUUAGAGAGAGAAAGCGCCAUGGCCGCAAGCAGUUCAACCUCCACCACUGGCAACGCUGAAGUGUCACAAACGGACAAUGGUUUAAUUGACUCUGAAAAAACAAUUCGGGAAAUUAUUCAGCAGCCUCUGCUCCUAGAAAACGACGACCCUCUCAUUGAAUUCUCCGAAGCUUUGGAAACUGUUGUAAAGACAUUAAGAAGGGUCACCGAGGCGAAGGCUUCUGCUCAAGCUGAGGCUGCUGAGUGGAAACGUAAAUACGAACUGGAGCGUGCACGCAAUUUGCAGCUGGAGCAAAAAGAAUCUAAACUGCUGGCUUGCUCGUCAAUGUUGUCACUAGGAGGGCGUUGCAGUGAGUUAAAUGUUGAGAAAGGACGAGAACCGACAGAGCAAACCAUGUUUUCAGAUGAAAACAGAAUGCAGUGCGAAUUGGGCGGCGGAGAAGAAGGAAUCUGUUCUCAUCUGGUUCUUAAAAAUGACGGGCCUGAUAUUGAAUCCUAUGCGGCCCAAAAUAAGGUGAUGGGGAAGGCAUCAUUUAAGCUGUCAUGGUACUGCAAGGGUGAAAAGAGUGACAGCCACAAACAUGACAUUGUCUCUUUUGAGAAGGGUAAUAUAACGACUGCAGAGCGCAGCAGUAAACAGAUCUGUUUGACGUGGGAAUCUCCUCCACAGACUGUUCUUGUAGCCACUAAGCCAAAUUCAGCUCCUGUCCGAAAAGCAUGUUUGGAAAUGGUCAGAUGGUUGAAAGAGCAUAAAAACUUAAACGUAUUUGUGGAACCACGAAUCAAGGCUGAGCUUUUGGAAGAAUCAUCGUACUACAGCUUUGUACAGACCUGGCGAGAUGAGGAUAUGCCGCUACUGCAUACAAAGGUUGACCUGGUAUUGACUCUGGGUGGAGAUGGAACUGUCCUUUGGACUGCGUCGAUGUUUAAAGGGCCAGUUCCUCCGAUCGUGCCAUUCUCUUUAGGCUCUCUAGGUUUUAUGACCACAUUCAGCAAGGACCACUUCGACAAAGAUCUGUCUUCAGUACUCGUGGGUCCCGUAAAUAUCAUGUUAAGACAUCGAUUGCAAUGCCACAUCAUCAGACGAGAUGCAGCUAAAAGUGAAGGGCCCAUUCUUGUACUGAAUGAGGUCACAAUUGACCGUGGGGUCUCACCGUUCCUCACGUAUCUGAAAUGCUACUGGGACGGCACUUUUGUCACAGACGUGCAAGGGGAUGGCCUCAUAUUAUCAACUACUUCUGGCAGCACAGCAUAUUCAGUUGCUGCUGGAGGAUCAAUGGUUCACCCUCAGGUUCCUGGGAUUCUUUUCACGCCAAUAUGCCCUCAUUCUUUAUCGUUUAGGCCUCUAAUGCUGCCUGAGAAUGUUAGUGUUAGAGUUGUGGUACCGGUUGGUAGCAGAAGCAGUGCAUGGGUUUCGUUUGAUGGUAAGGGCAGAAAAGAGUUGGCACCUGGAGAUGCGAUCGUCUGCAGCAUGUCUCGUUGUCCUGUUCCCAUUGCUUCUCAAUCCGACCCCACCUCUGAUUUCCUGCGUAGCAUCAAAUCCCUUCUCAAAUGGAAUUUGAGGGAGACUCAGUUGUCUGAUGGCCCUCGCCAUUAGACAAUACUAUAGUCCAAUUUAUAUUGGAAAUUUAAUAAUUCAUAUAUAUAUAUAUAUAUAUAUAUGCUUCUUUAGGAUUUUACAUUUUUACUGUACAGGUCUUUUUUUUUUUUUUUUUUUAAAUUUUUUUUAAAUUUUUUUUUAUACCUGUAAUGCAUUUCUGCAAAACACAUGUAUGCAAACAUAUUCGAUAAUGGAUCCAGACGUUGUCGACACAAGCUUCUUAAGGAUUUCACUGUACAUGAGAUAUUAUUAUGCUAGUA
Erythranthe guttata (spotted monkey flower) is the source of this 2411-nucleotide messenger RNA. Its product is annotated as putative NAD kinase 1. The record is from RefSeq and is a predicted model, not a curated record. Gene Ontology annotation, biological process: NADP+ biosynthetic process; NAD+ metabolic process. Gene Ontology annotation, molecular function: NAD+ kinase activity. NCBI's taxonomy places the organism in Eukaryota, Viridiplantae, Streptophyta, Magnoliopsida, Lamiales, Phrymaceae.